CGAUGAAAUCGUACCACCUCCGGGAACGUUAAGCUUGCCACCAGCAGAAACAUCGGCACCAAACGGACGACACCAAAGUUAUAAAGUGGACCGGCGAAGAGGCUACGAGGCGCUGCCACUUUGCCGAUCGACUUCGUCGUACAACGAUCCUCUGCUCGUGCGAACGAGCAGAAGCACUGAUUUCCUUAGCGGCACCUUCCGCUGGUGUCAGCUGGUGUCCGACCAAUAAAUUUAUCAAAACGUGUCAUGUUACUUUGACAAAGCCGCGACUGCGCGUAGGAGAGUAGAUCGUCAGAGUAAUUAGACUAUUGACUAGUGACUUAUUUCGCCUCUCGGUAUAUUCGACGCUGGUCCAUCCUUUGAUCGUAUUUAAUCGUAUCCGACGUAUUUGGUGUGUGUCCGGGAAGACAAGGAUCACGAGAGUAUCGUCGUUAGCUUCUUGACAAUCAGUGAUUAUACGAGGCAAUGGCAAACUUAAUUAAUUCCACGACAACUUUAAUAAAUGACGCCUACGAUUAUUACCUCUGGACGCUGUCCCUUGCCGAUGAACGAACGAGAGGAUGGCUCCUGGUCGAUUCGCCGAAACCUACUUUGAUGUAUACAAUGUUGUACUUAUUUAUUGUAUGGGCCGGACCAAAGAUUAUGAGAAAACGAAAAGCCUUUAAGUUAACGUGGGCACUUGUUCCGUAUAAUCUCGCGAUGGCCUGUCUUAACGCGUAUAUCGCGAUACAGUUAUUCGUAGCUUCCACUAGGUUACGUUAUAGUUACGUGUGUCAGCCAAUUAGGCACGUAACUCGUCCAGAUGAAUUGCAGAUCGCUCAUGCAGUCUGGUGGUACUACUUUAGCAAACUUUUGGAAUUCUGUGAUACGUUUUUCUUUAUCUUGCGGAAGAAAGAUAAUCAAUUAAGCUUCCUUCAUGUUUACCAUCAUUCCACUAUGUUUUCGUUAUGGUGGAUUGGCAUUAAAUGGGUUCCAAGCGGAUCCACUUUCCUACCAGCAAUGGUGAACAGUUUUAUCCACGUCCUUAUGUAUUCAUACUACGGUUUAUCCGCAUUGGGACCCUCUGUAACUAAAUAUCUCUGGUGGAAGAAAUAUUUAACGAUCCUUCAAUUAAUUCAAUUUACCACUGCCUUGAUCCUUGGUAUCAAUGGCAUUCGAUCGGGAUGCGAUUUCCCACUCUGGAUGCAGUAUGCUCUUGUCAUUUACAUGAUCUCAUUUAUCGUUUUAUUCGGAAAUUUCUAUAUCAAAGCCUACAUUGCCAAGGGUAAACAAGCAUACGCGGAGAAACAAUUGCAAAAAAUGAAAGCGAGCAAGCAAUUGAAGAAAGAAGUUACAGGCGGAGCUAUAUGUAAUGGAAAUCUUACGAACGGACAUGCCAAUGGAUAUUCGAAUGGUGUAUCUAAAAAGAUUCAGUGAAAAAUGCACUUCUAACUUAAGAUAUUAAACGUCAUUCAAACUACAAGUAUAUUUAGUUACAAAAUGGAAGUGAAUGGAAACUUUCUUCGAGAAAUGAUUCGAUCGAUAAUAAUAAUCUGACCAGAAUUUUAAAUCCUUGUAACUGCCUCGUUCAUAAAUGAGCGACACUUAAUACAUUGUACUUAUACGUACAUAUAUACAUAUAUAUGUGUAUAUAUAAAUAUAUAUAUAUAUAUAUAUAUAUAUAUAUAUAUAUAUAUAUAUAUAUAUAUAUCGUUGCAGAAAUUGCGGAUUUAAUGAAAAAAUCCGAUGUUUCUCUAACGAAUUAACGUAAAUGCGACUAUAAACUUACCGGCCUGCGAUUUUUUUAUUCUUGGAUGAGCAGCACAAAGUUCAACAAACCGCUGAUCUAAGAUAUUGUAAAUACAAAUUAGUCGAGUAUAUUAGCAUUUUAGUCGUCAAGUAGGCGAAUUAUAUGAGAUCCAGCGUGAUCGAUUACGAUAACGUUGUGUAAGCUUAAACUAAACGAUCUUUUUGUGGCUGACGGUUCAAAUCUGCCUUGUAAAAAAAUAAAAGAAAAUACAAGAUAAGAUCGUCGUGUCGAAAA
Molecule: messenger RNA, 2023 nt
Organism: Frieseomelitta varia
Lineage: Eukaryota; Metazoa; Arthropoda; Insecta; Hymenoptera; Apidae
Product: elongation of very long chain fatty acids protein 4-like
Exons: 7
Coding region: 466-1416 (316 amino acids)
Biological process (GO): fatty acid elongation, monounsaturated fatty acid; very long-chain fatty acid biosynthetic process; fatty acid elongation, saturated fatty acid
Cellular component (GO): endoplasmic reticulum membrane
Molecular function (GO): fatty acid elongase activity
Source: RefSeq, a predicted model, not a curated record